Messenger RNA from Lactuca virosa, 1235 nucleotides. Lineage: Eukaryota; Viridiplantae; Streptophyta; Magnoliopsida; Asterales; Asteraceae. The record is from the annotation of a GenBank genome assembly.
AGUACUAUCUCUCUCUUUCAAGAAUCAUGAAGAGACCAAGAGGAACCCAAAGCACUUGUUUGCUUGUUUGGGGUCUUGUUGCAGCUUUGCUUUCCCAGAACUUGGUUUUUCCUGCCUUUUCUGCAACCUUUCAAGAUGAAAAGAACUUUUUCUAUUUCCCUCCAUACCCUGGUGUUGUUGGAUCUCCACCAGUUGUGAUCCCCAGUCCUCCCAUUGUCGACCCUUCUCCACCAGUUGUCCCCACUCCUCCCAUUGUCGACCCUUCUCCACCCAUAGGUUACUCUAAUAGUCCACCUCCUACUCAUGGCUCAGGAGGAAGCACACCACCGGCUCAUCAUACACCGUCUCACGGUAGUGGUAGUGGUGGUGGCCACCAUGGACAUGGAGGAACCCCUCCCAAGAACUGCGGAAACCCUACACCUCAUCACUCACCACCAAAGCAUGUCGACCCUUCGCCUCCCCAUCACAACCCUUCUCCAGCUACUCCAACAUAUCACUACAGCCCACCACCCAGUGGUGGUGGUAGUGGUGGCAACGGUGGUAAUGGUGGUAAUGGUGGUAAUGGCGGCAGCGGUGGUCCUGGUGGUAGUGGUGGCAGCGGAACGCCCCCAACGGUACUUCCACCCACCACUCCUGGUUUGCCAUAUCCAUCACCUCCAUUUGACCCGAAUUCACCCCCCAUUGGUGGUACAUGCGAUUUCUGGAGGAACCACCCAGGGGUCAUCUGGGGUCUGUUUGGGUGGUGGGGAACGACGGUAGGCACAGCCUUCGGCGUUACUACUCUUCCCGGAACCGGAGCACAUCUCAACUUGGUGCAAGCACUGUCAAACACCCGAACAGAUGGCAUUGGUGCACUUUACAGGGAAGGAACGGCUUCCCUACUAAACUCCAUGGUCAACAAGAACUUCCCGUACACAACCAGCCAUGUCAAAGACAGUUUCGUGGCUGCUGUCGGAUCCAACAAGGCUGCCGCAGCUCAGGCUCGGGUGUUCAAGCUGGCGAACGAGGGUCAUAUGAAGCUUAGAAACUAAGAUAUAUAGCAUUUAUGUGUUUUCAGUUUAAUUGCAUGAUUAGUAUUCAGUGGUUUAAUUUCUCUUGUGUCUUUACGUUUGGAAGCUUGUUAUGCAGUUUUUUAUUUAUUUAAAUUUCUUAUUUAAUGUGUCGGGGUUUAGGUUCCUCAUUAUUUAUUAAUGUCCACUUUUAUACCAUAUUUUACAUGGAUUAUUUAUAUGUCA